AUGGUAUCGCACGCCCAUUCAAAACAUCGCGAUGUUGUAAACAUCAUCUUCCUGUAGUAAUGUAAUCUAAUAAUCAGGUAACUUCAGAAGUCACCAUGAACACCCCUGACAGUGAGAAACGGAAAGCGGAUCUCUGGCUUCAACUGAGUCCCGCUAUCAAUGCCUCUCCAUCCACCACCAAUGUUCAGUCUCCAUGGGAUCUCAACAGUGGAGGUAAGAUCGCUGAUCAUGAUGACUGGUCCAAGAGAACAACGCUGACUCAAAAGGUCAUCUUUUGUAAUGCACUCGAGGACUAAUCAGGCCAGGGAAUAUAAGUCAGGGAGCAGAGAUUAGAGGCGGUGUUUGGGGCUGCUGAAUUUUAAACGAAAGGAAGGAAAUUCCCAAAAAAUUUCCAGAAUAUGAAUAAAAUUCUAGGAUGGGUCAGGCGUCUCUGAAUUUAUCGCUUCACCAAUCGAAACGUGGCGUUGUCUUGAGUGUUUGUUUUAUCUUUUUUUCACGUUUUCCGCGGGUAACCGUUCCGUUUUGGGGGUGUUAUGUGCGCGCUUUGUAGACCGAAUUAAAAUAAAAUACCUGGCAGCCAUUUUGCUCGCUUCGUGUGUGUCUGGGCCUCUCUUCGCGGGCCCUGAUCUCUUGCGACAAUCACGUUUCCACUUGAAACCGUGACUUGUAUUUGGGGAGAGUAUUGCGCUCUGUUCUGGCCUCAAAACGAAGUUCACCACACGUCAUUUGAAAGCUUGUUCACAGAGAACUCAUGGGUGUUUAGUGGCUUAUGCAUAUUUGUGCCUAUUUAACAACAAACCGUUGUUUUAAAAAAUUCAAAAAAUUAUGAAUUCUCUUUACUAAUUUCGCGUGCUUUCAGAUGAUUUGCAUAGUUUUACGUAUACAUUUUUUGGUAUUAUCGCGGCAGGCGUAUCUUCUGUUUUUUCUCCCUUAUCAACUUGCAAUUAUAUACAAUCAUCGGUUCUCUCUUGUUGUUUCGCUUUUCGAUCAAUUUCUCUUCGCAGUUAGAGCUUGAACUUUUUCCAGGCGACCUUUUCUUCUUUCCACUCGAGCAAUAUGUACUUACUCAGUUAUUAUCUGAUGUCAAUCUUUGCCGAAAUACUUGCGAGAGACAACUUUUAUUUGCAGUUUUUCUUAAUUGGAGCUUGAGGGCGGAAAUCGCUGGAUGUCGAUUGGGUUGAGAUGUUUUCAGCGGAUUACUUGGUAUACUUGAGACUUUUCUUGUGAUCAUUCUGUUGUACUAACCAGCCUGAUCUGAGUAGGAAUCGAAAUACGAAUUUUUAGAGAAAUCUUUCCCUUUUUGAGCUUUUUUAAUGCUUUGACACGCGUUUUCUUCCAUUCUUUGGCCAGAAUUCCUUAGGGGUGCACUUUGAUAAUAGUAAUUUGUAUUACACUGUUUGUGGAUGUUGGUUGGGACUUGGCCAUGCCUUAACAGGCAGGUUCACCUUUUUUCAGAUGACUUUUGUUUAAUAAUUAAUGCCUUCACCGUCGUAUGCAUUUUGUACGUACUUUAUUAUAAGCGUAAUUACAUGUAAUGGAUUGUAAACUCGUAAUGGUUUCUUCUUGUUCAUCCGUCUUUCAACCACGGACGAUAAUCAGUGUCAUAAAGUGGCAAUCUGUUUAAUUCUUAACGAACCCACCUUGAAUUCCCUUUUAAUUUAGGAAAUUAGUUUGGAAGAGUGACACAACUUUGGGCCUGAAUUCUUAAUCCGCGGCAUUCUUAUAUAAUUUUGUCUCUCUGUCCACGGCACGACUCUGGGUUCCUUCCCUGGCCGUUUCUCUCGCCCAAUGUUAGCAUGUUGUUCUUUUCGAGAGCGAGAGUCUGUGAGCCUGGGAUGUCUGUCCUUCUCCUUUUUCGGGGCUUCACUCGGCCUGUUCUCUUCCUCGCCUUCCCCUUUUUUGACAACACACGACCGGCCAAAAGCACUGAGGCACGUGCGGCAAUGCCGGUUUUCGAUUUUGCCGCUAUUCGCACUUUCUGGAGGAAGUCUUGGGAGUCGGGUUUCUGAAUAAGCGAAUGGAGUUCGGCCGUGGUGUUGAAACAAUCUCAUCUCCAUUUCUGUGCCAGACAACCGAACACGCGCUGGUCCGUACGUCGAGCGCGUUUUUGAUUAGGUGCUAGCAAGAUUUUCGUGACUGAGCCAGCCAUGAUUCAACCUUUUACGCCGCUCUUGUGGCCUUUCUUUUUCUCUUCGUCGCUCCGUUUAAAUCGUCUAUUUGGGAAGAGACUGAUAGCUACCGGUAUAUCGGGGAAGGAAUUCACAGCAAUAAUUCUGCUCUGUAAUCUCUGCGUCUUAAUAGGUGUGGCCAUGUACCAGGUCUAUUUAUCUUGGACAUGACUUGCGGGCGAGGCAAUCAUCCAACGAUGUUUUCCACAUUAACCUGCUUUCCUCAUGUGUUUUGUAGGCCAAGUUUGGAGUAUGUUUUGCAAUUUGGAUUACAGAUUCAGAGAGCUCUUUGGAUUGGGGGAAAGGGGAGACCGAGUGGGAGAAGGACAGGGGCAACGGGUCAUGAAUGAAACAUAAAAGCCGACGAACGGCAUAGUCUCAGGCCGCUUUCUCUCCUCGCUAUCAUACAUGGAUAUCACUUGUCUUCUUGACAUAGACACGAGAGCCCAGCAACUUUUUACUGCUGUUUAAUACGUUUUCCUAAUUUUUUUUUCUGGCCGGGAGAGGGGGGGGGAUAUCUGUCCGCGGGUGCCAUUUCAAUACGACAGCUAAUCGGUCGUUAAUACAUUCAUUCAUCCGUUGGGUGUCUUCUCUCUUUUUCGACGUUGUUUCUGUAGUCAUGAACACUCUUUUAUGGCAGAACGUGGUAGAUUAUAAUGUUCCUUGUCGCGAAACUCUCCAUUUACCUGUUUCAAUUUCAAGUGUCCGUUUUGUGGGAGCUCGCGUAAAAUAAUUUGGGCCAACAGUGCACCUCCUUUCGUUAUAAGAGGUCAAACUGGAGCCCCGGAACACCGCCAUUAUGAGCUCCAGUAUGCUCGACUGGUUCUUGAGCACUCUAACGCCGACCCCCACUGCCACUGCGUCGGCAGAAAACUCUCGUAAGUCCAACAAAAAGUGGAACCAGGGACCUCGCAGGACAAAACACUCCAGGGCCGAUUUCGAAAUUUUAAAUUUAAAUCUUUUUGGUUCUUCAGAGAUGCCGAGCACCGCUGAGAUCAUUCAGAAGUGUCUGAACGUGAACCCUUUCGACCUCAAGUUCCGGGAGGCCAAUAUGCAAAUUAAUGGUCAGAACGAACAGACUCCGGACAGUGGCGGUCAGAUCAAUCUCCCGACGACUCCAUCUGGCCUUUCCAUGCUCAAGUUACCCUCCACUUUGGCUCAAUCUCCAAGCAUUUUCUCCAAUUUGAAUGUUUUAAAUGCGGCCGAUCUGGAGAGCGGACUCAGAAAAACGAUGGAUUUUCAGCGAAAGGUCCAACAAGUAAAUAAAAACAAUCAAAACACUAGAACCUACUGUAUUUUUAGUUACGUGACAAUGCAAACUUGGUCAAACAGGAAGGCAAUCGAACUCCUUGCACUGCCGAUGUUCUGAAUGCCGUGCUGGACAUGAAUAUGAACCAUCUGGGGAAUGGGCCGAUUACAAUUCCUUCCACCUCGUCACUCGUUGCUGGUCUUGCAGCAGCAGCCCAAAGUGUGUCGACUGUCGCUACAUCCGCGGAUUCCAUGAAUCUGGUGAAUACGAUGACCUCUUCGGGCACUGACCCGAUUGUCAAGGAGCUGAAGGCUCUUGAUUCGACUCCUUCUACCACCAAGUCUGAUGAUUGCAGCGCCUCCACUUCUCAAGUCACAUCUCAAGCAAACUCAUUUCCUCCGACAUCUGAAUCUGAGGCUUCGAAUACCGAUCGGGGUUCGAAUCUUCUGCACGCCAGCAGCAUCUCCAACAUGAUCUCUAAUUCAAGCACCCUUACCUUAAAUCCUGUAAAUAAUAGUAUGCCUAAUCUGCAUAGCAAUUUCAAUUCUAAUCCUCCAACGACGACAGGGCCACCUUCUAAUGGUCUUCUAAGUGCACGCGCCAGCCCUGCCUUGAAUGUUUCGCCGCGAUCGACGGUUCUGGAGUAAGUAGACUCAUCCCGGAUUCAUAAUCGAUACCUUUUGCAGUUUGAACAAACCUCUCCUCAACAAUGGCCUGGAUUCCCUAUCAUGUGUGAAUACUGAUGCCUGGGAUACCUUGAAUGAUAUCAAGCCCUUGAUCAACAAGCCCUACAGUUCUUAUGAGACCCUUCACGGUCGAUUGGAACUAAAUACCAGCGCUGCUGGCAGCGAUAUUGGGUCUCAACCAAACUCGCUUGAUGGGCCCAAUAAGCCAAGGAAAUACGCGCGAUAUCAUAAUCCUGGGUAAGCCUUUAAAAAAUCUUUUAUAUACGAUUAUAGGGAAGUUUAUGUGCCCAAUUUUACUUAAUUUUUCCGCAUGACAAUUUACUAUUUUUCAAAGCGUGACACGAAUAUUUCUUAGCAUUUUAAUUUCAUUUGCGAUAAAUAUUGUUACAAAAUUGUAGUAGAGGGUGAGGGUGUAAUCAGAAGACAAAAUAUCUUUGCUUUUCGGGCAUUUGUAUCGGACUGAAAUAGAUAAGAGAUGAGCAUAAUUGAAACUAACUGGUUACAUUAAAAUGACGUCAUUGAAAUCGUCAAUUAUUGCAAUAAUUUAUCUGUUAUAACUGUGGUUGCAGAAGUAAUGAGAGUCACACGACUCAAAGUAGUGGCCGCGGUCGGGGAAGACGCUCUCUGACCAGUGAAAUGCCUCCAGACGAAAGAAGGAUGACAAUUCUGGAGAGAAAUAAGGCUGCUGCAGUCAGAUAUCGUAAGAGAAAGAAGGAGGAACACGAUGAAAUGAUGACCCGAGCACAGACAUUAGAACAGGAUAAGGUGAGAGUUAUUUCAACUUUUAAUUUUACAAAGUUUACAAUUUUUAAAUUUAUUUCUUUACAGAUUUAUUUGCAAACUCAGAACUCAGUCCUAAGGCGAGAAGUGGAGCGACUGACAGAGAUGUUGAAGAUCCGAGAUGCUCGAUGUAUUUGCCGGAAUGCCAGUGGCCUCCCUUUAUUUAACGGAGCCGAUCUAAACAACGAUCAUUUGGAUUCGGAGUCCAAGAACUUGGCCGCCAUGACAUCCAGUGGCCUCGAUCACACUCAAUUCCUCCUUCAGAACAACUAG
This is a messenger RNA of Bursaphelenchus xylophilus (pine wood nematode), 5156 nucleotides long. NCBI's taxonomy places the organism in Eukaryota, Metazoa, Nematoda, Chromadorea, Rhabditida, Aphelenchoididae. The record is from the annotation of a GenBank genome assembly.